This is a messenger RNA of Blastomyces dermatitidis ER-3, 195 nucleotides long. RefSeq lists its product as uncharacterized. The transcript has a single exon. The record is from RefSeq and is a predicted model, not a curated record. NCBI's taxonomy places the organism in Eukaryota, Fungi, Ascomycota, Eurotiomycetes, Onygenales, Ajellomycetaceae. Bases 1 to 195 code for a protein of 64 amino acids.
AUGUUUGAGCUGAAUGACACAAUCAUGAAAGAACAGUCUGAUAAGUUCAAUAUAUAUAAAGACCUGAUUGAAGACAUCAUCAGUGAGAUGUCAGAUAAUAUAAGAGACUCAAGUAAUCAGAAUGACAAUGACUCUGUAAGUGAGAAGACUUGUAUGAGACUAGAAAUUGCAAGACUUCAGUAUGAAGUCAAGUGA